GGGGACAGGUCGGAGGAGAGGGGCGACAGGUGGAAGGAGGGAGAGAGGUAGGAUGGGUGGAGUGAGGGAUGUAUUUAAGACGCCGCCGUGCUCAUCCUCCUCAUCAGUCGCUUUUGCCUUCUCUCUCUGCAUCCGACCAGUAGGCCAGCACUAGUCCUCCACUCACAAUGUCUUUGCCCAACUCAGAGAACGCCUCCACCCUGGAGAACGCCAUGCAGCUCAUGAUCCAGACCUUCCACAAGUACUCUGGAAAUGAGGGGGACAAAUACACACUGAGCAGAGCUGAGCUCAAAGAGAUGCUGACCUCAGAGCUCGGCAACUACCUGGGGAAUGCCCAGGACAGGGAGGCCGUGGAUAAGGUCAUGGGAGACCUGGAUUCCAACAACGACGGGGAGGUGGAUUUCACAGAGUUCAUCAUACUGGUUGGAGCUCUUACCGUGGCCUGUAACGACUUCUUCCUGGAGUUCAACGAAAAGCAAGAGAAGAAAAAGUGAGCACGUCCACCGCACCAAGGUGUCCACUCCGCAGGCCCACAUUCUCCAGGGAGGAAGCAGGAGAGAAGAGCCAUCUAGGACUUCCUGCAAUGGACCUAAUGCACACAAAUACGCACGCACACCACACGUCUAAUAAUACAUCUUGGCUGUCUGUGUAUUUGUCUGCAAUGCCCCAUAAGUUCAUUUGAAGCCGUUUUGCAACUGCAAUGUAAAAUUCUCAGUUUCAACACCUGUCAUUGCCGAGUAUGGGAAUAUCUCUCUGUUCUUUUUCUUCUCAUGCAUUUUGUUACACAUUCAAGCUGAGGAAUUCCCCCCUGGAAAGAAUAAAUGUGACCUUUGCUGAAACAA
Mugil cephalus (flathead mullet) is the source of this 842-nucleotide messenger RNA. It is a transcript of the gene s100t, whose product is annotated as S100 calcium binding protein T. The record is from RefSeq and is a predicted model, not a curated record. Gene Ontology annotation, molecular function: calcium ion binding; transition metal ion binding. Bases 168 to 494 code for a protein of 108 amino acids. NCBI's taxonomy places the organism in Eukaryota, Metazoa, Chordata, Actinopteri, Mugiliformes, Mugilidae. The transcript is spliced from 3 exons.